AUGAUAACUGUCUCACAGAUCAUACUUGGAUUCAUUGUAAGUACUGAAAUUGUAUUUGGAAAUUUUGGGAAUGGAUUGAUAGUACUUGUGAACUGUGCUGGCUGGGUCAAGAAAAGAAAAAUUUCUUCAGCUGAUAAAAUUCUCACUGCUUUGGCAAUCUCCAGGAUUUUUCACCUCUGGGUAAUGCUUACAUAUCUUUACAUAUCUAUUUUUGAUGUAGAUUUAUUUUUAGAUAAAACGUGUUUGAUAAUAAGUUGUAACGCCUGGACAGUAAGCAAUCAUUUUAGUCUAUGGUUUGCUACAAAUCUCAGUAUCUUUUAUUUUCUCAAAAUAGCCACUUUCUCUAACCCUAUUUUUCUCUACCUAAAAUGGAGAGUUAAGAAGACUAUUUCAUUCUUAUUUCUGAUGGUCUUGCUCUUCUGGUGUUUUAAUACUGCACUGAUAAACAUACAACUUAAUAUCUGGAUUAAUGAACAUGAAAAAAACAUGACUUACAGUUUAAUGGGAAGUGACUUUGCACAGUUUGCAAGUCUUACUGUCUGGAUUAUAGCUAUUUUCACUUCCAUACCCUUUACUGUGUCCCUGAUAACAUUUCUCCUGCUGAUAUUCUCCUUGUGGAAACAUCAUAAGAAGAUGACACUCAAUGGAAAAGGACACAGAGAUGUCAGCAGCAAGGCCCACAUAAAAGCUAUGCAAACUGUGAUCUCCUUCCUCUUACUAUAUGCAGUUUUUUUCCUGUCUUACUUCAUACCUGUUUGGAGAUUUCACAGUCAGAAAAGAAUCAUUCUUUCUAUAUUGAGCCAAGUUCUUGCACUUUUUUAUCCUUCAGGUCACUCGAUUUUGUUGAUUCUGGGAAACAAAAAGCUAAAACAGACCUUUCUGUCAGUUGUGUGGGAGUUGAGGUACUGGCUGAAAGGCAGAAAAGUCUCAUUUCAUAGAUAA
This is a messenger RNA of Elephantulus edwardii (Cape elephant shrew), 942 nucleotides long. Its product is annotated as taste receptor type 2 member 14-like. The transcript has 2 exons. Lineage: Eukaryota; Metazoa; Chordata; Mammalia; Macroscelidea; Macroscelididae. Gene Ontology annotation, biological process: detection of chemical stimulus involved in sensory perception of bitter taste; sensory perception of taste; G protein-coupled receptor signaling pathway. Gene Ontology annotation, cellular component: membrane. The record is from RefSeq and is a predicted model, not a curated record. Bases 1 to 942 code for a protein of 313 amino acids. Gene Ontology annotation, molecular function: G protein-coupled receptor activity; bitter taste receptor activity.